This is a messenger RNA of Brassica napus (rape), 1431 nucleotides long. RefSeq names its product F-box/kelch-repeat protein At2g22050-like. Gene Ontology annotation, molecular function: protein binding. The transcript has a single exon. NCBI's taxonomy places the organism in Eukaryota, Viridiplantae, Streptophyta, Magnoliopsida, Brassicales, Brassicaceae. The record is from RefSeq and is a predicted model, not a curated record. The coding region runs from base 233 to 1345 and encodes 370 amino acids.
AAAAAGCAGCAGAAGAAAGAAACUGGUACGAAAAAAGCUUACUUAAAUCCCAACCACAAAACAGAUUUGCUGUUCUCACAGAGGAUCAGGAUCAUGCCAUCUGUCUUCUUUACUUUAGGGUAUCAUUGUGUGUAGGGUUUUUGCAUUUAUCUAUAAAUAAAUCACAAAGAGAAACUGAAUAGUUGAAACAGUUUUCUUACAAAUUUUAGAGUCUCUCUUGUUGAACGCAGCAAUGUCUAACUCCAACGCCGACAAGCCACUGGAAAACUACACUACCCAUCCGUCGCUUUCUUCCCUGCCUGACGAAAUCGUUUUGAGAUGCUUAGCCCGCGUACCAAGAAGCUAUCACCUAAACAUCUCAUGGGUCUCAAAACACCUAAGAGCUCUUGUCCGCUACGGACUACGAUCUAUCCGCCACAAGAGCUCCCUCUAUGUAUGUUUCCAACAAGAAUACAACGACUCAUCCUUCCACUGGUUUACUCUCAGCGAAACAUCAACGACGACGACAACAGAGUAUGGGUUAGUUCCGAACCCAACGACCUUCCCUCCUCACAAGUACGGUUCUUCAACCGUGGCAGUGGGUUCGAACAUCUUCUUCAUCGGCCGAUCUAGAAGACCUUCCUCGGAUCUAUGGAUCCUUGACACCCGAUCCGGGAACAUGACUCAGGGACCAAGCAUGAGCGUGCCUCGAAACGUGGAAGAAGCAGCUGUGGGUGUAAUAGACGGGAAGAUAUACGUCAUCGGAGGCGGAGGGUAUCAGGAAGAGAUCCAAGUUGAAGUUUUCGACCCAAAGUCGGAGACUUGGGAGCUUGCGGGGGCAGAGAACGUGCGUACGAUUCCACGGUCUAGCGCCUCCGUGGAGGGGAAGGUUUACAUAGUGGAGUACGAGAAGACGAGCGUGUACAACCCGAGGGAGUGUGAAGGAGAACGGUUGGUUAAGAUUGUAAGCGAGAGACUCUCGGAACGUGGAAGAAAGGAGACGGUGCCUGAUACUGUGGAGCGCGUGUGCGUGGUGGAGGAUGUUCUCUUUGCUUGCUUUAAGCGGCUUGGGGUGAUGUGGUUUGAUACAAAGAUUGACGUGUGGAGAAGAUUGGUGGGUCUCGAUGGGAAGGAGAUGUUUAUCUUUCAUGCGGAUGCCAUGUCGGAAUACGAGGGAAAGCUUGUGGUUUUGUACAUGUGGGGUGAGAGUAGAGUUGAUGAUAGUGUUACCAAGAGUGUUCGGUGUAAGUUGGUCUCAGUGCAUAGAGCUGGAGACAGGAUUUGUGGGACGAUUGAUUGGUCUGGUGUUGUGGGUACAGUUCCGUCGUCGUUUUGUUUUCUGCAUUGUUUAGCUGUUUCUGAGUGAUUUGAGAGAGCAAGUUGGUUGGUUGCUAGCUAGAAAGGAUUUAUCAUGGAAUCAUAUUUGGAAGGAAAUUAACAUGUUUUUAAGUU